Molecule: messenger RNA, 1399 nt
Organism: Schistosoma turkestanicum
Lineage: Eukaryota; Metazoa; Platyhelminthes; Trematoda; Strigeidida; Schistosomatidae
Source: the annotation of a GenBank genome assembly
AUGUGUGAUGAACGUUCACGGCAGGAUACUUUUACUCCGACUAGUACUACAAAGUGUGGACUAUAUCAAAUACGCCUUACUGGUACAUUGUUUAUUCUGAAACCAGAAUCAACUUAUUUCGGUGGUCAUGGAUAUUUGUUAAAUGUAACAAACAAACAAGCCAUUAGUAAUCGUCUAGGAGAAAAAGAUCAUACGGUAUAUAUGAAUGGCAGAUUAAUGAAUUUAAACCAAAACGAUGAUGUUGAUGAAGAUGAUAAUGAUGAAGAUAGAAGCUAUCAACGACCAUGUUCAAUAGAGAUUAGUGAUUUCAAUCCAAAUCUCGGUAUAACUGGUGAAUUCGAUAAUAUACUAAGAAUUGCGCAUGAUUGUGAAUCGACCAUUUAUCCAAGUAUAUUUAAAUCAAAUCAUCAAUGUAUUGCAUCGUUUGAUAUUGAUGGAAUUUCAACUAUUUCUACAUCUUAUUUACUACUCAUCACAUAUCUUAAUAUUACAGAUCAGUAUUAUUGUUUAAUAAUUCAAAUCAACAAGAAUAAUGAUAAUAGUAAUAAUAAUAAGAAUCAUGCAAAUUACACAAUCUUUAUGUAUCAUUCACCGCAAUGUCAAUAUAAAACUACACCAUUUGAAAAUAUUAAAUUCGAUGAAACUAAAGCAUUUGCUAAAUUAUUGCUUACUUCAUCAAUGAAAAGAGAAAAUAAUAAUUCUACAAAAAAUAACACUCAUGGCAAUCAAACUAUGAUGACUGCUGCUAGAUUGAAUAAAAAUUUCUAUUCAUCUUUCAAUAAUUUAACCAUUGGACCAUUAUUAUUUACUGAUCAUCGUCAUCAACCACGAAAUACAACAACACGUUUGAGAACAGCGCUACGUUUCUUAUCGAGACCAAUUAAAAAGACUAGUUUCUCUGUGAUUCCUAAUCAUUCCAUCUCUUUGUUCACAUCAUCAUCCUCAAUGAUUGAUUGUUAUCAUUAUUUAUUGAUAAUUUCCAUUGUAUUUAUUAUUAAUUUGUGAAAUCUUGAAAAUUAAUUAGGAGGGAAUUUAUUACUUAACUACAUCAACUGAUCGUAAGAGAUUUAAAAGACACACCAGUGUGUAUGUAACAUCUGGUUUGCACGUAGUGGUGAAUCAUUUCAUACACUCUAGCUGGGUAUUGUACAAACUACACACACUCUCUCUCACACACACGAAACUCCAUGAUGGUGGUAAUGUGGAUAUGCAUGCAAGUAGUAUUGGCUGACAUCUUUUUUUUUUAUGAACUGGAUAUUCUUAUUUAGAUUCUCUUUCUGUUUUCUCUACCACAUUUAACUUAUUCUCUGUUGUUUGAUCACAAGUGAUUUAUAUUUUCAAAUGAAGUGUUGUUUUUUUUAGAAGAAAAAAUAUAUAUAUAAUAUUUUGUGUAAUUUUG